CAGAUCCUUAGAUAGAUUAGGUGACGCAAGUUUUAACCUCUAGCGGCGGCUGAACCCUUUUCAGCCACUUUCCAGGAUGAUCAUCACGACGUGACGUUAUGACAAGGCCAAUCGUAACGAGAGAAGCAUUGUUACCUAGAAUGCGAUUUGGAGGAUAAAAAAGACAUCUUCAAACUUUAUCAUUAAUAUACAUUGAAAUUAUAUAUAAUCGGAACAUUGCCGUCUUUUUGAAUAGCUCCAUUAGUCAAUUUCAAUCCGCAACGCUUCGUUCGUAUUACAAUCCAAUUAUCCGGACGCCCGGCGUUAUUACUACGCCCCCCAGGCUUACGCUUCGUCUGACGUUCGAAGCUGAUCAAUUGUCGCGCAACGAUAAUAAAUCCAGCAGCAUUCGCCAUUGAAUAGGAGAAAGAGAUUAUCAACGGCGCGAAGUAAUGUCUUAUGCGCAGUACGACCAAUAUGGAGGAAAUCCACACCGUGGCUCGACGCCAGGAUAUGAUGUAUCCCAGAGUGACCCAUACGUGCAAGGCGAAUCUACUGAACUGAGGAAUAUGUCGGUCGCGCCUGUCCAGGCGACCCAGGGUGGUACAUACAUCGAGCCUCAUACUCAGCGCGAGUUCCUCGACCAGGUCGCGGUCAUUAGAGACCUUCUCAGAGGCUUCGACACUUCCAUGACCGAGGUCUCCAGGUUUCAUCAGCGCCUACUCGAUGCAACAGACACCGCGUCGGCAGCAGAGCUCGGGCCAGGCCUCCAGCAGCUCGAGUCGGAAAUUCUGUCGCGAAACGAGCAGCUGAAGAGGUUGAUCAAGAACCUAGAGCAGGAUGCGGCCAACACGAGGAAUGAUACGCAGAACAUGAAGUUCACCCAGAUCGCGCCGCUGAAGAAGGAAUUCCAGUUGAAGCUCACGAAGUAUCAGGGUGUGGAGCGCGACUACAGGACGAGGAGACAGGAGCAGAUCCGGAGACAAUACCUCAUUGUGAACCCAGAUGCUACCGACACCGAACUUGCCGCGGUCGCCGAUGCGUCCAAUGACCCGGCCAGCCAGAAUGUGUUCCAGAUGGCACUCACCAACCGCCGCGGCCAAGCACAAUCGGCUCUAGGCGCUGUCAAGGCUCGCCACGACGAGCUCCAGCGCAUUGAGCGCACGAUCACUGAGCUGGCCGUUCUAUUCAAUGAAAUGGACCAGCUCGUUGUCGCGCAGGAGCCUCUUGUUGAGCGCACAGAGGCAAAUGCUGAGCAUGCGACAACGGACCUCGAGAGUGGGAACGUGCACGUCGGUAAGGCUGUCGUCCAUGCCAAAAACCGCAACAAGCUCAAGUGGUGGUGCUUCUUCAUUGUCGUGCUUAUUGUGCUGGGUAUCGCCCUGGGCGUUGGUCUUGGGGUUGGCUUGGCUAGUUCGACGAAAAACAAGGCACAGAAUGCGACACAACGUUGAGCAGUUGUGGUUUGGCGGAAGAAAUGGGUUGGGUUAUAUGGUUACGCGGUUAUGUGGUUAUGGUUACGUGUUUAAUGGGUAGAGUAGGGGGGUGGUAUAGGUUUGUGGGUUACUCCUGGAUGGGUGUAAGAUAUUCGAGGAUUUGGGGACCCAUUUUCUCGAAUCUAGGCUUGUAGAUGUUGAAAAAGCGCGCAGGCCACUUUAAUAAUAGUUAUAAUGUCAUAGUUAAUCGGA
Molecule: messenger RNA, 1667 nt
Organism: Pseudogymnoascus destructans
Lineage: Eukaryota; Fungi; Ascomycota; Leotiomycetes; Thelebolales; Thelebolaceae
Exons: 3
Coding region: 432-1433 (333 amino acids)
Biological process (GO): vesicle fusion; exocytosis; intracellular protein transport
Cellular component (GO): plasma membrane; endomembrane system; SNARE complex
Molecular function (GO): SNARE binding; SNAP receptor activity
Source: RefSeq, a predicted model, not a curated record